GGUUUUACUGAUGCUUGUAUUGCACUGGGUUUCAUCCUCUGGCAUGAGCUGUUAGUAAAUAUCUAGGGAAAAGCACGAUGGAAGAUAUAUCAGACGUGAAAAUUGUUCCUUGUGAAAAGUCCAGGUUCAUAAAACCAUUGCGAAUGCUAUUUAAGCAGAAUGGCCGAGAGAAGAUAUGGGAUGCUAUGGAGGUACAUGAUAGUGUGGUGAUCCUUAUUUUCAACAAGACAAGAAAUGUAUUUGUUUUUGUCAAACAGUUCCGUCCGGCUGUCUAUCUGAGUCGUUCAAAAAUAACAGAAGAAAAUGGCAGCAGACAUAUAAAGGCCAGUGAAAACCCUCCAAACUUAGGCGUGACCUAUGAACUCUGUGCUGGAAUAGUGGACAAGGAUAUUGGCAACCAGAGGAUAGCACAGGAAGAGGUGAUGGAGGAGUGUGGUUACGAGGUCCCUUUAGAAAACAUUGAGCCAGUCACUUCAUACAGGAGCGGAGUAGGUGCAACAGGAGCCCUACAGAACUUGUACUAUGCUGAGGUGACAGACAAGAUGAGGGUAGGAACAGGAGGGGGUGUGGCAGAGGAGGGGGAGCUUAUUGAUGUGGUUGAAAUACCUCUGUGUGAUGGAAAGUCCUUCAUCACAGAUCAAAACUACAGCAAACCUGUAGCCAUGAUGUACGCACUCAUGUGGUUCUUCGACGUCAAAGCUAAACAUUAUACAAACAGCAAUAAACUUUGACUUGGACUCUGAUGUAGAAAUACUUAUAAUUUAUGUAAUCAGUUAAUAAACUUAUGUAGAGAGAGCUAGGAUCUGACAACCGCCGCUGACCAGGUAGUUUAUAUCAAAUAGUUACAGUUCUAUCCAUUCCUGUAACUAUAGCUGAAAUAUAUAGAUCCAAUAUAGCCAAUAUUAAACAUAAACUCGUGUCUAGUUUAAGUGUUUUAAAUAGAUUCAUUUAUUCAUGCCAUAUUGUUUGUAAUCAAACGUUACUUCAUUACUUCACAAAAAGUACUAUUUUCAAAAUUUCAACCGUUCAAAAUUCCUCAUUUUUGUCAUUGCUAAUAAUAAGGUUUGUCAUGCGCAAGCAUAUAAAUAUUUGAAUGCUUAUCAUAUAUAGCUUACCAAAUAGCUUUAGGUUUUGCAUCUGUAUAUAACAUUUCACCUGUGGAUGUAAGUAUACAAACUUAAUCGUUUGAUUCUAGCCAGAUACACUAUUUAGCCCACAAAUAUAGAGAGCAACAAUGCAUUGUAUCAUGAUCCCUAGAAUGGCCUGUUAGUUGAUUUGGAACUUUAUAAAUAAUUUACAACAAAGAAGGACACAUUUUUUCAGGUGUUUUUGGUCAAAUAUCGCCGACUUUUUACCCGUAUCUCGUACCGAUACCCAAUCCUCAUCGCACCCUAUAUAUUCUGGUGUCACUAAGCGGCUUUCACAGAAGAGACGCAUUGAUGUCUGUCUGGCGAUGUUAUUUAUUUCCCCAACACUGAAUUCUUUCAAUAAAAGAGCAAUUUCAAUGAUGGCAAUCAUAAGGAGAUCAUUCCAAAACUGGACAAAGGAACUUUUCUCUUGCUAUACAAAUCAUAUGUGCAACGAAAAUGGUGGCUGAACUGAAAAACCUUUUUAUACCCAAUGGACAAAAAUCCCUAAAUUUACCAACGCUAUCGUACAGGAGACAGCGGGAAGAUAUGAUAAAACUUUAUACUGUAAACCAUUGAAAAUACGACCACGAUGUUACUGGUUUUUUGAAGUUAUGGAAAGAUGUGUCAAAUCGGUCCGAAAACAGAGGAAAUUCUUUGAAAAUAUAUCCCCAACAGUGUACAAUUAUGAAGAGGAAAAAUAGUUUUUUUUAACUAAGUACUGCAAAUGUGUGGUAACUUACCGGAAAAUGAAGUAUUGGCUAAUAAUUUAAACUGUUUCAAGAAUGAACUGGAAAAAUACUGGGAAGAAUUGAUAUGAAGUGUAGUGUCGUCACAAUAAAAAAAACUUUUUAUUAUAACAAUUAUCAUGUAUUGACUCGGGUGUAGUGGGUAUACAAUCCUGUACCAGAAUUAUAUCAUUAAAUAUCAUUAAAUGUA
This is a messenger RNA of Mizuhopecten yessoensis (Yesso scallop), 2066 nucleotides long. Its product is annotated as uridine diphosphate glucose pyrophosphatase-like. Gene Ontology annotation, biological process: nucleoside phosphate metabolic process; ribose phosphate metabolic process. The record is from RefSeq and is a predicted model, not a curated record. The transcript is spliced from 5 exons. Lineage: Eukaryota; Metazoa; Mollusca; Bivalvia; Pectinida; Pectinidae. Gene Ontology annotation, molecular function: metal ion binding; UDP-sugar diphosphatase activity. The coding region runs from base 78 to 731 and encodes 217 amino acids.